Messenger RNA from Brassica napus (rape), 5419 nucleotides. RefSeq names its product glutathione S-transferase T2-like. The record is from RefSeq and is a predicted model, not a curated record. The transcript has 2 exons. The coding region runs from base 3397 to 4674 and encodes 425 amino acids. NCBI's taxonomy places the organism in Eukaryota, Viridiplantae, Streptophyta, Magnoliopsida, Brassicales, Brassicaceae.
UUCUUACGUUUUUGACAUUUAUUAAGCCUUAAAAUUUAUUUUAAAUUAACUUCAACUUUAUUAGAAAUCGUUUACAAAUAAUAUGUUAUUGUAUUUUUAUAAUUAGUUAACUUACUUAUUUUAAUAUGGGGUUUUAAAGAAAAUAGAUAUAUAUAUAUAUAAUAUACAUUGCCAAUGUUCAAAACUAAAAAUUAUACAUGAAAAUAUAUAAACAGAUGGUAAAUCUGGUAAAUGAAAAGGUCGCAGAAAAGGAAUGUUGGUAAAUUGUAUGAAACAGCUAUCGUUUUAAUACUUUCAAAACUAAAAAAAAAAAAGCAAAACAAUCGCUUUUUAAUUUGUGACCUCAUUCGAGUUCAUGAUAAAAAAUUUCUGAUCCACUCGUAAGUCUAAUAUAAAAUUCUAGAGAAUUUCAGAAAAUUCUAAGAGGGAAAGAGACAGAAAGAAAGGGUGAAAAUUUUAAAGGCAAACCCCCACGAAAGAACUCGUGCCAUUGUCCCCUUAGACCAACCGCAACGGUCGGUUUAUUGAGUACUUAGCUCGCGGUUUUAGGAAAAAUAGAAUUAAAAAAAUUUAAUUAAGUACGGUUUAUUAAGGACCGUAACUUAAUUAGAAGGCUGGAAGGAUUGAAUCCUUACCGACGUGUCAUCCCUUCCCCGGUUCGAUGUCGGGAUGAAUUUGGUUCAGGGAAAAAAAAAUUAAACGCGAAGGAGAUUAAAAAAAAAAAAGCUCCGGGCGAUCGAAGAGGCGACAGACGACUUGGUGAUAUCGAAGGUAAAUCGAAGCCUCCUAUCGUUCGUUUAUGGAUUUGUUUUGGUCGGAUGUUGUUCUCCUCGAGAUUUAGGGUUUCUUUUCAGUUUUAAAUCGAUUUGGGGAUAUUUCGAUUGAAGUUAGGGUUUCGAAUGAUUUGGGGAUGACGAUUCGAAUUGAUUAGGCUUUGAAUACGAUUUUGUUUUCCUUCGAUUGAUUUAGUAUUGAUGUUUAAUUUCCAUCUUAUUCUCUCAGGUUACGGAAUCAUGGGCCAAGAUUAUAGCUAUAGCCAACCGUCGUCUUCAGAAGUGAGUUUAACUUGGCUUCUUCAAGAAGAAGCAGAUGUGUAUGCCGAUGAAGCUCAGAGUAGGUUGAACCUUCAAGUCCCUGUUCAGUACGUUCCUCAACCUGAUGUCGAAGAAGGAAUCCCGAAGACAUGUUACUGUGGUGGUGACCCUGUAGUCGCAACAUCUUACACACCGAGAUAUCCAGGGAGAAGGUAUUUCACAUGUCAGAACGUAGACGACGACGACUGCCAUGUUUGGAAGUGGUGGGAUGUGGCCGUUACGGAGGAGUUGAGUGACAUUCAGACACAACUUAGGCAGCUCAAGGACCAAGGUAACGAGAGUGAGGAGAAAGUGGUUAAGCUUAAGGAGACAGUUUGUGAGCUAGCUAAGAAGAAUUCAGGGGUUACCACGGGCUUCCACUUGCUUUGUUGUUUAAUUGGUGGUCUCGUAAUAGCUCUCCUGCUUAUGUGUCUGCCGGGGGCAGGGUCCAAAGCUUGAAGCGGGAGUGUCUCACCUCGACACUGUGUAUAUAAAAGGUACUAACUGUAACAACUUCCAUCUUUCUUGUUGUUUUUGAUAAGUAUAGUUACCAAGUAACUACUCGGAUUUGAUAACUUGAAAUGUUUUAAGAGUUGAAAAAUUAAAUGAAAAAUGUUUUCUAUCUUCCUAACCUCUCCGAUUUGAUUGGUGUUAAAUGAUAAUUUUAAAUGCUAGUGAAUUUCUAUCUACCUUUCUUUAACUUGUGUGUACUUGAAAACUUUAAAUCCUCUACUUAAAGGCUCUGUGUUAGUAGUUGAGUAACACAGAGUUAUAUCUAGUAAACCAUGGAUACCCCUAGUUUUGUUAACCUCCUCAAUAGCCAAAAUCCCGUUGAUCUUGAUGCACCUGAACAUGUUUGGAUGAGUAGCCAGAGUUCAAAUGUUAAGGAGAGGCGUAAGUGGUCUCCCAAAGAGGAUAAAAUCCUGAUUGGGGCUUGGCUUAACACAAGCAAAGACGCUGUGGUGAGCAAUGAGCAGAAAGCUGACGCUUUCUGGAAGAGAAUCGUUGAUUACUACAAUGCAAGCCCUCUCUUGGUUGGGACAGCACCUAGGGAGCUCGGUCAGUGCAAGCAGCGGUGGGCGAGGAUUAACGAGGGCGUCUGUAAGUUCGUUGGCUGCUACGACGCGGCUCUGAGGUGCCAGAGUAGUGGUCAAAACGAGGAUGACGUGAUGAAAGCUGCCUUGGACUUCUACUACAACGACCACUCCAUCAAGUUCAACCUCGAACAUGCUUGGAGGGAGCUCCGGCAUGACAGUAAAUGGUGCUCAACCUAUCUGCCUAAGGAGGGGCCUAAGGAGAAGCGCAAGCAAGUGUUGGAGGUUGAUGGAGAUGAGGAAGUGAGAGAACCUGAAGCAAGACCUAUCGGGGUAAAGGCUGCAAAAGCUGUUCUAAAGAGGAAGAAGAGCAGUAAGGAACUUGAGUUGUCAAAGUUAGAGGCCCUGUUUGAAAUAAAACAGAAACUCUCUAACCAAAAAAUCCUAGAACGUUUGAUAGCCAAACAAGACCCCCUCUCUGAGAUGGAAACAUCACUUAAAAACAAACUAAUGUCUGAGAUGUUACAGUAAGGUAUGUUUAUAGUUUUGAAUAUAAUUUCACUUGCAGGGUCACGGGUGCAUUUUAGACUUGUCACAUUUUGAGGACAUGUGAAGCCAGCUCACGGGUGAAGUAAGCUCACGGGUUCCUCUGUCAUGACUUGUCCUUUCAUCUCUAAUUUGGCCUUAUGUACUUCUAUAAGUUGGCGUAAAGCCUCGGUUUAGGUAGCACUUGUAGUUCACUUGUUUCUUUAGCUUUCUGUGUACUUGAAAACCGUUGUAUUGGCGUGAAGCCUCGGCUUGUAUUGACAUAACUCCAGCACUUUGUAUCAGUUGUAAGCAGGUACUUGUUUCUUUGUUAUCUAUGUAUGGCUUGUGGUUCUUUCGGAUUGUAUUAAUGUGAUCAGCUUCGUGUAUCGCUUGUGAAUUUUAAACAAAUUUAAAUAAAAAAAAAUUACAAAGCAUAUGGAACUCACUUGAGAAUUUUAAACAAUUUAAAAAAAAAAAUUGCAAAGCAUAUGGAACUCACUUGAGAAUUUUAAACAAUUUUAAAAAAAAAAUUACAAAGCAUAUGUCUUCACUUGUGAAUUUUUUAAAAAAAAUUUUUACAAAGAAUAUGUCUUCACUUGUGAAUUUUAAACAAUUUUUUAAAAAUAUAUACAACAUUUUAGCAAACUAUUUAGAUAACAGAAGUCUUCACUUGUAAAAUUUACAACACAAGUGUUUUUUUAAACAAAAAAUUAAUUAACAAUCUUCAUUUUCAGUGAAGGAUUACGAAGUAAACACACAAAAUGUCAUCAUCUUCAUCCGACGAACUCGAAGAAAGACUAGAAGAAGUUUUUGACGACAUUUUGGAGGACACAUACAACAACAUAGUGGAUUCCCAUCACAAUAACCCAGUUAGACGUCUUUAUAUAGAACGCGAUCGAGAAACGGGACACGAACGUUUAUGGAAUGAUUACUUCUGCGAGAAUUCGACUUUUCCCCCCAACUUAUUCAGACGUCGUUUCCGCAUGAACAAAGACUUAUUCAUGCAUAUUGUCCAUCGCCUUUCAGAGGACGUCCCUUUCUUUCGUCAGUCAAGAGAUGCAACCGGGAGGCCCGGUCUUUCUCCACUACAAAAAUGUACGGCUGCUAUUCGUCUCCUCGCUUAUGGUUCUGCAGCUGACGCAGUUGACGAGUAUCUUCGACUUGGUGAAUCCACGGCACUUUUGUGUUUACAUAAGUUCACAGAAAACAUAAUACGGUUAUUUGGAGAUGAGUAUCUACGAAGACCAACUCCAGAGGAUCUUCAACGACUACUUGAUAUUGGAGAGAUACGCGGCUUUCCUGGAAUGGUAGGAAGCAUCGAUUGUAUGCAUUGGGAGUGGAAAAAUUGUCCAACCUCUUGGAAAGGACAAUACACACGUGGAUCCGGAAAACCGACAAUUGUCUUGGAGGCAGUAGCUUCACAAGAUCUUUGGAUAUGGCACGCUUUUUUUGGUUCUCCAGGUACUUUGAACGAUAUUAACGUCCUUGAUCGAUCACCUGUUUUUGAUGACAUUUUACAAGGUCGAGCACCAAGAGUUCAGUACGUGGUCAACGGACACCAGUAUGAUUUGGCGUACUACCUCACAGACGGCAUAUAUCCAAAAUGGUCAACAUUUAUCCAAUCUAUCUCCCUCCCGCAAGGUCCUAAAGCAGAGUUAUUUGCUAAAUGUCAAGAAGCGACUCGAAAAGAUGUUGAGCGGGCUUUUGGAGUUUUGCAAGCUCGAUUUGCGAUUGUGAAAAACCCGGCUCUUACAUUAGACAAGACUAAAGUUGGGAAGAUUAUGAGAGCAUGUAUCAUACUACACAAUAUGAUAGUCGAAUAUGAACGAGACGGAUACACUCAGUACAAUAUAUCUGAGUUUGAAGAAGGAGAUGGAAGCAGAAGUUCUCAGGUAGAUAUGUCCUACAGUACCGAGACGUCUACAAAUCUCGAUAAUAUGGUUGGCAUUCGGACUCAUGUUCGCGAUAGGCGUAUACAUGAACAACUAAAAAACGAUUUAAUCGAAAAUGUUUGGAACAAAUUUGGUGAUCAAAAUUAAUAAUUGUUGUAUGUUUCUUUUAAUCAUGAAAUCAGUAAUUAUUGUAUUUUUAUAUUUUUUUAUGCAAUAAUUUUUUUUUUUCAAUUUUUAAAAAAAUAUAUUAUUAUUUUAUUCCUAAGGACUUCUGAUUGGAUAACACUAUUGGACGUAAGAUUAAGACAAUAAUCCUUAACUAUUCAAAAGUAAAAAAAUAAUACUUUUUAACUCCUAAGGACUCCUAAUACAAGUACACCAAUGCAUAUGCUCUUACCUCUGGAUUUCAAGAUCUCAAUCUCUCUAUACACUAUCUUUAACUUCCAUCAAAUAACUGAGUCACAGGAUCGGGAGCUUGCAGUCAAGUGGUGGAUAAAAAUUUGGGAAGUCACCACAUUUCAGGUUCGAUCCACCUGUCAUGCGAAACUAAGUCACAUUUUUUUGGUCAUUCUACACGGAUAUGGGCUACUGCAUUUCUGCCCAUUUGAAUACCCGGAAAAAGGUCUAUCCGUGGACUGCACCUCCCACUUGGAGAUUAGGUAUGUAUCUUUAAUAGAUUCAGAUUUAACUCUUUUUUUCUCAAAAAAAAUAACAGAGUCAUGGACUCACAAAUAUAAUGUUAUGGACGUGCAACUCAUUUUAUAUAUUUAACUUUGAUAACCGUGGAGAUUCUAAAAGUUUUUUUGGUCCAAAAAUUAAUUUCACGAGGCCCAUAAAAAUCCGGAUUUUCUUUCUACUUUAACUCAUUUUAUCUUUUAAUGGCAAUCUAAUC